AUGUUUGCAGACAUCCUCCAUCGGACUCUCCUCCGCGACCCCAUUUUCGAUGAACUUGAAGAUACAUUCAUUCAUGAUGCGGUUUCGGAUAUUUUGGAUGUGAUUUUUGGCGAAGAUAGGCAACUGUCUCAUCAAUGGCCCAACACACAGCUGACAGGAAUCGAACUUGUAGCCGAGAUCAACCCCCCACCCAAUUACAGCAAAGAAAACGUAUGCAAUGACAAGGUCAAGCUUGGUCAUGAGAUGAAAUCGAUGCUGCAAACAUUGAAAAGUCUCAAAGUACAUGAUCCAAGGAAAUACGUGCACAAUUUAUUUCAUGGAAGCUGUGUACAAGCCAAUGUAUCGAAUGAUGGAAAUGCGCAAAUUUCAGCUUGUCACCAAGAUCCAAGACCUCCCCCUCCUCGCGUAUGCUGUUGA
Molecule: messenger RNA, 417 nt
Organism: Lichtheimia ornata
Lineage: Eukaryota; Fungi; Mucoromycota; Mucoromycetes; Mucorales; Lichtheimiaceae
Exons: 5
Coding region: 1-417 (138 amino acids)
Source: RefSeq, a predicted model, not a curated record